AUGAACCGUCCUAGAUACCUCACAGAUGCUGAGAGAGCCAAGAUUCUUGAGUUUCUGGACAUGAUCCACUACUCGCCCAGAUACAACGAUGACACAAACGAAUACCGUCACGUCAUGUUACCAAAAGAUAUGUUGAAGGCAAUACCUCAGGACUACUUCAACCCAGAUUCGGGAACUUUGCGUAUCCUCUUGGAAGAGGAAUGGAGAGGAUUGGGUAUUACUCAAUCGCUAGGUUGGGCCCAUUAUGAGACACACGCCCCAGAGCCACACAUUUUGCUCUUCAAAAGACCUAUCAACUAUGAACAUUGA
This is a messenger RNA of Australozyma saopauloensis, 309 nucleotides long. RefSeq names its product cyclin-dependent protein kinase regulatory subunit (gene CKS1). Bases 1 to 309 code for a protein of 102 amino acids. Gene Ontology annotation, molecular function: protein kinase binding; cyclin-dependent protein serine/threonine kinase activator activity; histone binding. Gene Ontology annotation, cellular component: cyclin-dependent protein kinase holoenzyme complex; SCF ubiquitin ligase complex. Gene Ontology annotation, biological process: regulation of mitotic cell cycle. NCBI's taxonomy places the organism in Eukaryota, Fungi, Ascomycota, Pichiomycetes, Serinales, Metschnikowiaceae. The record is from RefSeq and is a predicted model, not a curated record. The transcript has a single exon.